Messenger RNA from Didymella exigua CBS 183.55, 1113 nucleotides. RefSeq lists its product as uncharacterized. The transcript has a single exon. NCBI's taxonomy places the organism in Eukaryota, Fungi, Ascomycota, Dothideomycetes, Pleosporales, Didymellaceae. Gene Ontology annotation, biological process: tRNA wobble uridine modification. Gene Ontology annotation, cellular component: elongator holoenzyme complex; nucleus; cytosol. The record is from RefSeq and is a predicted model, not a curated record. Gene Ontology annotation, molecular function: tRNA binding. The annotation marks the transcript as partial.
GCCGUCGACUGCAGUCGCUGGAUCAAAAAGAAUAAGUUCCAGCUCAGCGUCGUCCGCAAGCGCAAGCCGGAGACCCGUUCACCCGAAGUCGGCAUGGCACGAGCAGCAAGUACGGCGCAGUAUCAGCGCCACUCUCUGCAGCUCAUGUCCAGGGUGCUCAACAGCCGCCCCGACGCAUCACCGUUCACGCUCAUCCUCGAUGACCUCAGCCAGCGCGCCAUGCCUCUUGUGGGUGAGCUGGUGCGGCGAGGACUCUCGCGAAACGUCAACGUCGUGGUGGUUUCUUUCGAAGCGACACGAUUCCACCCCGCUGUCCGCAGUGUUUCUGCGUACGGCGACGAGACGGGCGAGCAGCUGCUGCAGGGCAUCCGCAAGGCACUGGGUGAGGCGAAGGAGAGCCUGGUCGUCGUCGACUCGCUGUACGAGAUGGUGAGUGUGAAGAACGUCGACAUGGGCGCGCUGUUCAAGCUCGUCGCGGGCGAGUUCGCGUCAACGCUCGUCGGCGUUUACCACCAGGACACGAUCCCGGACCAAGACGCGCACAAGGCGUACGCGCCGCAGCCUCUCGAGCUCUUCAAGUACAUGGCCACGACGGUCGUGACGUGCAGGUCGUUGGCACACGUGCUCGCGGCCAAAGCAGCCAGGGCGCGCAGUCUUCCGGAGCCCACGCACGGGCUGCUCCAAGGCGCCGAGGGCAUCGUGCAGUGCGUCGACGCCAACGACCGCGGCGGGAUCGUGCUGGAGGCAGAGUUCCGCCGCAAGUCCGGCCGCCCCGAGAGCGAGACGUACAUGCUGCGUGCCGCGCGGCGGGGCGACUACAACGCGCCGCUAGCUGGGAUGGCGUUUGGCACGCUGCGGCAGGAGUUUGUCACGCUGCUCGAGCUUGUGCCGGCAUAUGGCAGCGCCGAGGCCACGGGGCCUGUCGGCGCGGCGGCCAACGAGAUUGAGGCGACGUUCAGCCUGGGGCUGACGGACAAGCAGAAGCAGGCGCGCGAGGGCGUUGUGCUGCCGUACUUUGAUGCGCAGAAAGGCGGGGGUGCAGGCGAGGGAGGCCGUAUUCUGUACGACAUGGGUGAGGAGGACGACUUUGACGAGGAGGAGGAUGAGAUCUGA